UCUCCCCAGUUUUCCGGUUGUGUUUCCCCAGUCUUUCCCCCGCCCGCUUAGUUGUGUUGGAGGCGGCAGGAGGUGAGUGCAGCCGUGGAGGCCAUGGCCUGGGCCGCGCCGCCGUUAUCCACGGACAAGUCUCGGUACAUUUGUAUAUACCCAGCCUACAUAAAUAACAAGAAGACAAUAGCAGAAGGAAGAAGAAUACCUCUUGACAAAGCUGUUGAAAAUCCCACAUCUACAGAAAUUCAAGAUGUAUGUACAGCAGUUGGACUUAAUGUUCUUUUGGAGAAAAACAAAAUGUAUCCCAGAGAAUGGAAUCGUGAUGCUCAGUAUAGGGGUAGAGUGCAGAUUCAGCUGAAGCAGGAAGAUGGCAGCCCAUGUUUUCCUCAGUUUCCAACACGGAAGGCAGUGAUGCUUUAUGCAGCAGAAACAAUCCCCAAACUGAAAACGAGGACACAAAAAAUGGGCGGCAGUGACCAAAGCCUACAGCAAGGAGAAGGCGGAAAAAAAGGCAAAGGGAAAAAGAAGAAAUGAUCGGCUGCACAACAGAAACACUUUGAUGGAUGGGAGCAAAAUGACUAUGGAGGCUUCUGACCUGGAAGGGGAACAAUCAAGCAAGAACUUCUGAAGCUCCUUCAUAGACACCAACUGAACUGGAAUGGAUUUAACUUGCACAUUGCAUAAGCCACAGUGCCAGCUUGUUUAAUCCACAAAGUACUGAAAAUGAGCAUCUUGUGUAUUUUAUUAAAAAGCAAAAUAAAUACAUGAUUGAAA
This is a messenger RNA of Sphaerodactylus townsendi, 768 nucleotides long. It is a transcript of the gene SRP19, whose product is annotated as signal recognition particle 19. The transcript has 5 exons. Gene Ontology annotation, cellular component: signal recognition particle, endoplasmic reticulum targeting. The record is from RefSeq and is a predicted model, not a curated record. Gene Ontology annotation, molecular function: 7S RNA binding. Gene Ontology annotation, biological process: SRP-dependent cotranslational protein targeting to membrane, signal sequence recognition; SRP-dependent cotranslational protein targeting to membrane. NCBI's taxonomy places the organism in Eukaryota, Metazoa, Chordata, Lepidosauria, Squamata, Sphaerodactylidae. The coding region runs from base 94 to 528 and encodes 144 amino acids.